CUCUGGAAAAAGUCAGUUUUUCAGUCGUCUUCUCACCUUGACAGAAGCGUAUCACAAAUACCUCUCCGAAAUCUCCGUUUUCUAAAUUUUCGAACAUUAGCAUAGCAUCGCAAUUACUAAACUUGAGGAGCAGAAACCUGAUACCAGAAACCAAAAAUGGAGAAAAUUGAAGCUGAAAGAAUUAGGUACACGGAAAAUAACGUAAUUGACGUUCAAGUUCGAGAUAUGUGGAAGUUUGAGGAAGUGGAGACUUGUGAGUCGUCGUCUGGAAGGGUGGUGGGUCCCUCAUUUGAGAUAACGAUGAUAAAUAAUGAGUCGGAGCUGGGUGUCCAGGACAUUUCCGAGUUAAAUGCAGUACCACCUCCUGGCGAAGGGGAUCUUGAGGGAUGUACUAUUUCACACCAGGAUCAAAUUAACAAUGCUGAAAAUGGAUCCGUGUCACAAGGUGUGUUUCAAUGUAUAAUGUGUCCAGAAGGCUUCGAUAAAAAAUUGCUCCUCAACAAUCACAUGAAGAAAAAACAUGGAAUUAAUCUUGUGUUCACAGAGCGGGGUCGAAAAGCGAAAUUGGUACGAUUGCCGGAAGAAGACACACCAAAGGGAAAGGGACAUGCUAGUACUUCAAAGGAUGUUGAACAGCGAGUUUGCGAAGUACUUGAAAAUAAAUCUGAUGAAGAUGAGGAAGGAUCUGGUCAAUGGCUUGGGUGUGGUUAUGCCGUAAAAGUUGACACUCCAGCGUAUCAUAUGGCAAUAGAGAGGAACGAGAUCCCAUUUGCGGCAUUCUUCCCUAUAAACUCGAAGACAGGGUACUUGCUAAGGGUACAAGAAUACGAACCCAAAAAUAAUUUAUUGAACCCAGCUAGCAGGAAUGAUGUCGUCAGGGCGUUUCAAUAUCACAGACAAAUCAGUUCAUCUCACACGGCAGGAGACUUAUUGCCAAUUGUGGCGUUUGUUCAUCAAUAUUACAACCAUACCACGCGAUCAACGGAUAUUAACAUUUGUUCCCCGGAGAAUAUCCCCGACUUGGAGCUAAAGUAUAUAAGUCAGGACAAUUUCACCACUAUUGCUUUUGGAAACAGUGUAUCAAGCUGUGAUCCCAGUGACGAUGAAGAGAUGGAUGAGGAUCCACUACCACCACCCACACCAAAACCAAAACGACGAGGUCGAAGGACAAAGAAGGAAAUUGAAGAGGCAAAAAUGAACGCGAUCAAAGCUGCACAGCCACUGCUAGCCACAUCGUCCAACGCUCAUGUGGAAAAGAAUGAUAAUCUGCAAACUGAGAACGCUGAGGUGUCAAACCUUGGAGAUGAUGAGGGCCGAGAAGUGCCACCAACUGCAGCUGUAAAUGAUAAUGCAGACAACAGGCCGAAACUAAUUCCUGAAGUUGUACAACCGUCGUUGGAUGUGGUAGAAACACAUAAUCCACCAGAAAUGCCACUAGUGGAAUCAGAUCCACUACCCCCAGUACUCACACAGAUGAAAGUGAACGUAGAACGCACAGAUGAAGAAUCUAUGCAUUUGGAUGAAUCAGUUUUACCCGUCACUCCAUCCAAAGCAACAACUCCAAAAUCACGAAAGGGUGAUGGCAAAACUGGGAAAGGACAAAAGCCAAGAUCAACUUCGAAAUCAACGGGACUUUCUUCUCCUAAAAAACCAAAUUCUUCUCUGCACGUGAAGAUUACAAACGUGCAGGACGAACCAAUGGACCUGAGCAAGCGUUCGAACACUCACAAUGAUUUAGAAGUUGAAAAUGGCACAGAUACGACCCAGAAACGACCCCCACCAGCCGGUUACGCUACCAACACAGCAUUACCAACAAAACGAGGUCUCCCACGUAGACUCAUAUUUGAUUAAUGUAUUAAACAAAAGUAAUGUAAUGUUAAUAAGUAUUUUAAACUAAUGUUACCAAAAUUUGAUUCUCAAAAUUUGAAUUGUUGGAACUUGGAGGCAUAUUAUAUAAUGUUGGCAAAG
This is a messenger RNA of Folsomia candida, 1968 nucleotides long. RefSeq lists its product as uncharacterized. The record is from RefSeq and is a predicted model, not a curated record. The transcript has 8 exons. The coding region runs from base 157 to 1851 and encodes 564 amino acids. NCBI's taxonomy places the organism in Eukaryota, Metazoa, Arthropoda, Collembola, Entomobryomorpha, Isotomidae.